UAAGAACAAAUUUAAACCGUGGCGGCUGUUUAGUUUUCUUUUUAAUAGGUACAUCAUAAAAACGUCACUCAUCAUGGCAUCCUAAAGUUUUAGUCUCAAACGAAUAAUUUUGUAUAAUAGAAAACGUAAGGAACGUGUAACCGUCAUUAGAUAAAAAAUCAUUACGUAUGAAUGUAUGCGGGGCAAAUUACUGGGGUAUUAGUAAUGCCCUUCUAGAAAUAGCAAGCGCACAAUUAAAAAAUAUAUAUCCGUGAAUCCAAUGGGAAAAGACGUCAGCAAAUAUAGUACUUGACAAUGGACAGUAAGCGCAAUGCAGUAAAUCUGCCGAACUAUGAUGAUCUAGAUUGCAAAGAAAAGAAGGAUAUACAAAUAGUAACUACAAAAACGCCAUCGUUGAAAACACUGAUCAACUGGAAUAUAUCAAAAGCACUGAAAAGUAAUCCUGGAAUUGACUUGAAGGUAGCGUUGCGAGAAGCAGAAGAGCGGUUGGACGAGGCGCACGAUGCGAAGGCUCUGGUGUCUCCAGAUGCGCGCAACCUUUGCUGCGCCCUCCUGGCCUGGCAGCAGCUCGGCCACCGUAGUGCCGACAGCUUAUUCAAGUUUAGCUUGAGAGCCAAAAAGUCUUUUUUUUACAGUUUUAUUCAAACUCUAAAAGAAAAAGAAUUUGAGGUUGAACGAAAUAUGGAAAGUAUAUGUGAAAAGACUAGUUACGAAAGUGAUAUUCCUAUUGGCUCUGUUAUAUCACCUCUUAAUGUAUCUGGAUCGAAUAAUUCGAGCCGCACGCCAUGUCAGUGGGGUAGUCCUACCAAGAUAGAUUUUAGCACCUCCAUCGGGCUCGUGGUAAACCUGCCCAGAGAGCCUCAAAUGCUAAUGUGCUGCCCUGGUCCUGUAAGGGUUCCGAAAAAGCCUAAUAGAAAUUGUUCUUGUACCACAUCGGCCAACAAAAUAGAUCCCCCAUGUUGCCUGGACAAAAAGUGCAUGGAGCGGCUGACAAGCAUGGAGGCGGAUACGCAAGAGCUGCGCAAGCGCGCCGGGCAGUUCGCGCGCCGUGAGACGCAGCGCGCCGAGCAGCUGGAGCGCGCCGAGAUGGCCUGGCGGGACCUCGACGCGUGCUACCAGCGCCGGCUGCGGGCCGCCAAGGAGAAAGAGGAGGAGUAUGAAAGACAGAUGGCAAGAUUUUUGGAUGAGAGGAACAAAUACAAGCAGGCGUGUGUGCCGCUGGUGGACGUGUUAAAGAAGAAAAGCUCAGUAGCGGAGACGGAGCAAGAAAAAUUGAAGCAGCUUGAGAAGGAGAUGUGCUCGCGGGCAUGCACACGGGUCCAGCUGGCCGAGAACGCCGCACGCGUCAACGCGCAACUCACGGAGCAGCAGUGCAAAUGUUCUCAGCUCGACAGAAACCUAGCGUGGAAAGAGGAGCACGAGCGUAGUAAACAUCGUGCGCUGGAGGACGCGGCGGAGGUGGCCAAGGUGCUCACGCACGAGGCGGAAUGUGCGCAGCGCGCAGAACUCGAGGCGCUGCGCAAGCAGGUGGCGCAGGUGUCAGAGGACUUGCUGGAGGAGGACAUGCGUACGGCGGUGUUGAUGAAACGAAUCGAAGAGUACAUGCAAGAAAAAAAUGAAAUGAUAGAAGACUUGGAAGCUUGUCAGACAAAGUGUGAAGGUCGUAUGGGAGCAUUAGUGAAAGAAUUGAAGUGUAAGAGAGAUAAGAUUGCAGAGUUAAAAGAUAAGAUGAUGGAAUGCCGCUGCAAAGAGCCUGUAGACCAAGCGGUAGAGGUGAAGCGGACGCCGUCGCUGGCCGCGUUGUGCAAGUGCUCGCCAAGCGAUACCAUUCAGGGAUCGUGUUCGUGUACGUCAAUACGAAGUCGGCUUCUAUCGUCACUCUUUAAGGAUUUAUUUAACGGCCUAAAAUCAGAAAUGGAGACCAUCGGCUCACAGAUGCCUUGUCACCUCUUAAAGUGUCUCGAAGACAAGCAUAAUUGGGACCAAAAUACUGAUGUCAAGCAAAACAUUCGUGCUUAUUUUUCCCGACUUUUGCUCGUUGAACUUGACAUCGCUAUUGCAACAGUCAUUGAAAAGUGCCACGCACAGUGGGUGGGUGAAUGUUGCGUUGAUAUGAAAAAGCCGCAAGUAUCACGAGACUCUGGGCACAGCUUACGGUGGCAAGAGCAUGAGCUCGAGAUGAAGACGCAGAAACUAGCUAAUCAGAUAGCUGAAAAGAUGUUUCGAGAGAGAGCGAAAGAGUUGGCCAAGCUAGCCCAACAAGAACUAAAAGAUGCUCGUCCUCCAUGCGAAUGUGAUCUCGACAACACAUCACAGUAUUCAUCAGCCCUAUACCGUUGCCUGGCUCAACCUCAUCCAAAUUGUCAUAUGAACAAGAUGAAGAACGGCACGGUGAUUGUUGCUUCUAGCCAAGUUCAGCGUAAAAAUAAUCCUAUGCCUCAAAUUACGCAAAUUAGGUCUUCGAAAAAAAACGCUAAUGGAGCUGUAAUGACGCUGCCAAAAUACUUGUAUCCAACAGACAAAAUAGGAAGAAAAUACGUUAAUAAUCGAGGGCCCGAGUCGAUAUUAACAAAUAAAGGCAAUGCUGGUAAACCUGCAAGAAAACUUAAAUCAUGUACGAACAAAGCUAAUCCACAUAAAGUGUGCGCAAACAGGCCCAACAAAUUGUUUAGAGAGCCCCAACAAUUUGCAGUAAACAUGUGCUUGUGCGACAGUAAAAAAGAAUCUACUUCUAAUAAACCUCAUAAGAACUUUAAUAUGAAAUCGGAAUUGCCUCACAGUCAUAAAAGUGUUUCAAAUUUAAGACAGCAGAAACCCAUAUUAGAUAUUAAGGAGAAUACUUUUCAGGAGAGGGAAAAGACUAGUUUCUCUUUAUGUACGGAAAAAUGCGCUUGCUUACACAAAACACCAUCAAAUACGUCUAUCGAUAGACUUGUAAAUGUUUUAACAAAAUGGAAAGACAAUUUAGUUGAAUCACAAGAUUGUAAUCUUCAAGACAUUAUUAAUACAGAUUCUUUGUUUAAAAUUACUCAUUCAAGUAUUGUAAAUAUUUUACAAGAAAUACAUAGCAAAACAGAUCAAACUGAAUGUAAAAACAGUAAAAACAAUUUUGGAAAAUGUGUUAAAAAACAACAACACGACAAGAAUGUUAAAUCACUAAAAGAGAGUAAUAAAACUCUCAGUAAAGAAGACGAGUGCCCUAAAGCCAUUGUAUCCAGCCAGCAAAAGCAGUCGAAAUUAUUAAUUGCUAUAAAUUUAAAUGAUCGUUUAGACCAUUGUGACGAUAAUGAAAAAACUAUUAAAUCAAACACUAAUUGUCCAGUACCCAUCAUGUCUUCUGUUAAAUCUAUACCUGUUAAAGCAGAUAUACAAAAAAAAUCGAUUGAAACCUUGGAUAUUUACGAUAGAACCGAUACGUCAAUUAGCAAGUUACCUGUAAUGAAUAUUGUGGAAUGUUCUGCAGUACGGUGUCAAGACGGUGAAAAAUGUAUUCAAUGUUUGGGAGCUACACUUGCAAAUGCAAUCCGCAAACGUUCGUUGAUUAAAAACGAUAAUCAUAUUUUGGAUGUUGAACCAACAAACAGUAAAAAUUUAAGUACAUUAAAUAAUCAAAAUGCCACUAAAGAGAUUGGCGAUGUUGCAAAGUUUCCUCCCGGCAAUACAAACACUCGCUGCCAAAAUUUCAUUCAGUUUUUAGGCGUUGCACUUGACAAUGAAAAAGUAAAUAUGUUAAUGAAACGGGAUGCAAAAAAACCUAGAAACAAAAAAUAUAAAAGACAUCAUCGAGGCAAUUUAUUUGAGGAUAAACGAGGAAACAGUCAUGAUAAAUCUGACGGUAAGUUAGUCGAGUUAGGUACUAAUAGAGAUAUACGUAAAACAAAAUAUGCAAUUAAUCGAAUUAAAGCACUGAAUGUGUUACAUGUUCACAAUGAAUGUGUCUAUCCGCGGCCCAAAGUUGAAAAUUUGAAUGAAGAUAAGUCUGUAGAAUUUCAAAAUAAUAGUAAUAACGUCUUAGAUCCUGAUGAACCUUGCGUUUGUUGUCCGAUAACCAAGGCAGACGAUUCAAAUGAUUUGGAAGUAAAUGCUUUUCAAUUGUUGGAGGAACAUUUAAAAAGUAAAUUAGAUGAAUUUAGGCGUUCAGCCUGUAUAUCCUCUUGCAUAUCAAACGUGGAUGAAAAAAAUCUUUUGGGUGAUACUAUACUCAAGGUAAAAAAACUUAUUCUGGAGAGUGCGAAUAAAGUUACCUGUAAAUGUGGAAGAAAUAACCAAUUCAGCGGUGGGAGCUGGAACAGAGCAUAUAGUUUAUUGCAUGAAUAUUUGAAGACUAAAAUAGAACAUGUUAAAUGUAUUUGUAGUUCAGUUGAAUAUAGCCGAGAUGAAAAUUUGGUGACGAGUGUUUUGAGUCAAAUAAGUUGCUUGAUUGAAAAUGAUUUACAACGACUUAAAAAUGUAUGCAAAUGCAAUAAUACGACAUUAGACUCCAUUAGUAAACGGAAAUCGCAUAAUACGCAUGAACCUCAAUGUAGUAUUAGUGAUUUAAAGAAUCACAAUAAUAUGAUAAUACCGAACGCUAUUGAAAAAAAAAACCCGCCAAUGACUCAAGUAGUUGAAUCCAAGUUUGUUAGUUACACUAACGGUGUUUCGCUGCCGCAUAAUAAAUCAGCACAAGUAUUGAUUCAUCAUUCAGUUGAAACCAAGUCAUGCGAUGCUUUAAAACUAUAUAGUAAGUACUCUGAAGUACAAACAUUAGACAUAAUGAAAACUAAGCUUGUUAUAGAUAAUUACAUUAACUAUGAAAGUGAUGAUGUUAAACCUAGUGUCAACCAACAAGAUAACGAUGAUUUCACCAAGAAAGCUAAGAAUAAGUCAUAUUUUCAUCCUGAUAUGCAAAGCAAUGGGCUUACUAAAAACAGUUCACCUUGUAAAAAAAGAGACAUCACAGUAUUGCCUAUAGUAAUGCCAUCAGGUAACAAGAUUAAUGAAACAGAUUCCAAGAAAAAUAUAAACUUAAUCGACGACCAAUUGCUGGAUGAAAAAAAUCUGAUCCACGUGGUAAACGAGGACGACAAAAUUGACGAACCAUUUUUGGCAAAUAUUGGUUGUACAAUAAAUUGUUGCUGCGAUCGUGAUUUAGGUUGUGUCUGCACAAAGUCAACAGUUCCAUCAAACACGGAGUGGUUAAGAACAAAUGAUAUAUUUAAAACAUUCACACAAAAACAAAGUGUAGUCGAAAAUGUUUCUUACAUACUAAAGAGCAUACCGAAAAAUGUGAAUUUCGUAGAAGAUCCUACAGAGGAUAUUCACGUAACAGGCAAAAUCCCAAUGAAUAAUCUAAAUCGAAGCGAAUCAAAUGUCGAGAGUAAUAUUUAUUUCGGUCGAUAUAAACAAAAAGUACACGUAGUUAACGAUUGUUACAAAGCAGAAUUGGUGCAUGAAAGCAAAACAAAAUUAUGCGAAUCUGGGGUAAACGCCAGCGAAGAAGAUCAUAUUUACUUAAAACAAUCGAAUCCAAGGUUAGAUAUAAUUCAUGAUACUGCUAACACUUUAACAGAUGACUGCUCGCCUAAAUAUAAUUCGAUGUCUCGUAAAUCAAAACACCAUGGCAUCCUGAAACGAAAUACACAUGAGUUAUUCAAACAUGCUCCAAUGUCUUUUAGCAAUAGUGAUACGGCACUGGUAGCUGAUCAUGCAUCGCAAAGAUCAGAGUCCUUGUUGACAGACUGUGAUUGCGCAAUGGUUCCUAUAUGUCACGUCAAAAUGCUUGUGGAAAAUAUUGGAAAUAAGCUGGUUAAAGCUGAGUGUACAUGUGAUUCGUUAAAAUCAGUUUGUCCAAUACAUUCUUGUGAAAUUAAAUAUUUAUGUACCUGUAUAAAUAUGGACAACUUGGGGAAAGUCCAUAAAGAUGAAGCAGAAAAGAAAAGAAGUGAUCCUAACAUAUUCUCUCGUUUUUUUAUAUGCUGGGUUUGUCCAGUACUUGUGAAAGGAAAUAGAAGGGAUGUCGAAGAAGAAGAUCUUAUUAUACCUGGAAAACAAUAUGAUUCAAUUCGACAGGGCCAAUUAUUGGAAAGUUAUUGGAUGCAGGAGACCGAAAAAGCUAAUAGAGAAAACCGGAAACCAUCGUUAUGGAGUGCAUUACGGCGUGCGUACUGGCUCCAAUACAUGCCAGGAGCUCUAUACCUCUCCAUGAACGCUUCAGCCAGGAUGAUCCAACCGAUAAUUUUUACUGAGCUACUGUCAUACUGGUCUGCGGAGUCCACGAUCACGCGAUUGGAGGCCGGGUACUACGCCUUGGGCAUGUUGGGGCUCAAUUUCAUCGCCAUGAUGUGCCAUCAUCACAACACUCUAUUUGUUAAUAGAUUCAGUUUAAGAGUCAAAGUGGCAGCUACAUCUCUCCUGUACAGAAAGCUGCUGCGCUUGAGCCAGGUGUCGCUGGGCGAGGUGGCGGCGGGCAAGCUGGUGAACCUGAUGUCCAAUGACGUGGCGCGCUUCGACUACGCGCUCAUGUUCCUGCACCAACUGUGGGUGAUUCCGGUUCAAGCGGCUGUGGUCCUGUACCUGCUCUACAUUUCCGCCGGGUGGGCGCCAUUCGUGGGCCUGUUUGGCGUAGUGCUUAUUAUCAUACCCUUGCAAGCCGCUCUUACAAAAUUAACUGCUGUUGUAAGACGUAAAACUGCUGCCAGAACCGACAGAAGAAUAAAACUAAUGAGUGAAAUAAUAAACGGGAUUCAGGUUAUAAAGAUGUAUGCUUGGGAAAUUCCAUUCCAAGCAGUAGUGAAAAUGGCGCGAUCGCAUGAAAUAGCUGCAGUUAAGAACUCCAUGAUUAUUCGUAGCAUGUUCCUUGGAUUCACGCUAUUCACUGAAAGGACAAUUUUGCUCUUGACAAUUUUGACCCUCAUUUUAACUGGGUCAAUGAUCACUGCGACCACGAUUUAUCCUAUUCAACAAUAUUUCGCGAUUAUCCAGAUAAAUUUGACACUUAUUCUUCCGUUUGCUAUUGCCAACCUCUCGGAGCUAUUUGUUUCCUUAGACCGUAUUCAAGAAAUUUUGGUAAUGGAUGAAAGAGAGGAUAUUAAGAACAUACCAGGAGGAAAUAAUACUAUAAGACCAGUCUCAUUUGACUCUAAUCCUAUUAAACAAGAGCCAAAUUCUAUUGUACCCAAGAAAUACACACAUAACGAUGAAUUUGCUGGACAAGAACCGGAAACCGCUAUUAGACGUCCAUCGGCAGCCGUCGAGUACGCUUUAGAGUUGGCGGGGGUGACAGCCUCCUGGUCGCCGAAUGGUGACGAGACCACUCUUGCGAAUUUGUCGAUAAGAAUUCGCAAAGGCAAACUUUGUGCAAUAAUAGGCCCUGUUGGCUCCGGAAAAUCUUCAUUAUUACAAGUGCUGCUCAGAGAGUUGCCAAUAAGCAAAGGGAACCUCAACGUCAAGGGACGAUUGUCGUACGCCAGCCAGGAUCCCUGGUUGUUCCCCGCAACCGUCCGAGAAAAUAUUUUGUUUGGUCUACCUUAUGACUCCAAUAAGUAUAAAGAGGUUUGCCGGGUUUGUUGCCUGUUGCCAGAUUUCAAACAAUUUCCAUACGGUGACCUCACUCUCGUAGGCGAACGCGGAGUGUCUCUGUCAGGAGGACAAAAAGCUCGCAUUAAUUUAGCAAGAGCAGUUUAUCGUGAGGCGGAUAUUUACUUAUUGGAUGACCCUUUGUCUGCCGUGGAUGCCAAUGUCGGCAGAAUUCUAUUUGAAGAUUGCAUUAAAGGCUACCUGCACGGUAAAACUGUGAUUCUGGUUACCCAUCAAAUUCACUUCCUCAAAUCUGCGGACACUAUAGUAGUAUUGAAUGAAGGUGCUAUUGAAAAUGUAGGUACUUACGAAGAACUCACCAAAUCUGGGAAAGAAUUUGCUUUACUCCUGACAAGCCCCGACGAGAAUGUUGCUGAACCCGGAACUACUAAGCUCGAAGCAAGACCAUCGAUGAAACGAGGUAUCUCGAGAGUAUCAAUCAAAAGCGAAACUAGUGAAAUAGAAAAGGAGCAAAUCCAGGAAGCAGAAGAAAGAGCCAAGGGCAACUUGAAGUGGGACAUCAUUUGGACCUAUCUAUCCUCAGUGCAAUCGUGGUGUCUCGUAGCCACCACGCUGGUGCUGAUCUUGGCCACCCAGGCGACUGCUACUGCUACCGACUACUGGCUUAGUCUAUGGACUAAUAAUGUCGAUGCAUACGAACAGUCUUUGCCGGCUGGGGAGGAACCCGAUCCCGGUUGGACUACAGAAAUUGGAAACUUGCAAACUUGGCAUUAUUUUCUCACUUUUGGCUGCUUAAUUUUGGGAAUCAUCGUGAUCCUACACACUCGAAUUUACUCCUUUGUUGUAAUGACAGUCCGAGCCUCAAAAAAUAUUCAUAAUCUAAUAUUUAAAAAUCUUAUCAAUGCCUUGAUGAGAUUCUUUGACACAAACUUAUCUGGUCGAGUCUUGAAUAGAUUCUCAAAAGACAUGGGUGCGUUGGACGAAAUCUUGCCGCGAUCGAUGCUGGAAACCAUUCAAAUGUACCUCUCCAUGAUAAGCAUCCUAGUGCUGAACGCGUUGGCUCUAUGGUGGACGAUCAUACCGACCUUCGUUUUAGUUAUCUUAUUUAUCGUUCUCCUGAAAUGGUACUUGAAUGCAGCGCAAGCUGUGAAAAGAUUGGAGAGCACAACAAAGAGUCCUGUUUUCGGUAUGAUUACGUCUACAAUAUCGGGCUUGUCCACAAUUAGAAGCUCAGGUUCUGAAAAUAGGUUAAACCAAUUAUUUGAUGCUGCACAGGAUCUACAUUCCAGUGCUUUUUAUACUUUCUUGGGAGCUCAAAGUGCAUUCGGAUUAUAUCUAGAUUAUCUUUGUCUCGCGUACUUGGGCACUAUUAUUGCCGUUUUCCUCGUUGUGGAUUUUGGUGAAUUGAUCCCAGUGGGUAGUGUGGGUCUUGCUGUUAGUCAAUCUAUGGUACUCACAAUGAUGUUACAAAUGGCCGCCCGGUUUACUGCCGACUUUUUGGCGCAAAUGACGUCGGUCGAGAGAGUGAUCGAGUACAGUGAGCUGCCAAAGGAAGAAAACAUGUAUGAAGGAAAAAUACAGGCGCCACCAACUUGGCCAUCUCAGGGGGAGGUGCUCUUCGAAAACGUCUUUAUGAGAUACGGACCUGAAGAUCCGCCAGUUUUGAAUGAUUUGAGCUUCCAAAUUAAUAAUGGCUGGAAGGUGGGAGUCGUAGGCCGAACUGGGGCAGGGAAAUCUUCGUUGAUUUCAGCUUUAUUUCAACUUUACACGAUCGAUGGCAACAUAAAAAUUGAUGGAGUAAACAUCAAAGACUUGUCUAAACAGGCCUUGAGAUCGAAAAUAUCUAUUAUCCCUCAAGAACCCAUACUUUUUUCCGCUACAUUGCGUUACAACUUGGACCCCUUCGAUACCUACAGUGACGACGACAUUUGGAGAGCCUUGGAGCAGGUAGAGAUGAAGGACGCUAUAUCUUCGUUGAGCUACAAGGUCGCAGAGGGCGGCGGUAAUUUCUCCGUGGGACAGCGGCAGCUGCUGUGCCUGGCGCGCGCCGUGCUGCGCUCCAACAAGGUGUUGGUGAUGGACGAGGCCACCGCCAACGUUGACCCUCAAACCGAUGCACUGAUCCAGUCGACUAUCCGGCGUGUGUUCUCGGCGUGCACGGUGAUCACGAUCGCGCACCGUCUCAACACCGUGAUGGACUCCGACCGCGUCCUCGUCAUGGACAAGGGCCGCGUGGCCGAGUACGACUACCCCUUCAUCCUGCUCAAGAACCCCAAUAGCCUCCUCAACUUUAUGGUCAAAGAGACGGGCGAAAUGGGCAAGGCUCUUUACGACAUGGCCAAGGCUAAAUAUGACAGUGAACAUCCCCCUGCUUAAAGCGAAUAUAUACUAGGUAGUUUGAAUCGAACCAAACUAAUUCUGUAUAGGUAGCAGUGUUGGCCGAACGUUAACUAGAAUUGAAAAUUAACCAUUACAAAUUGAACCGUAAACUGUAACCGAUCGUAACGGUUUACGGUUCAAUUUGUAAUGAAUCAUUUUUAAUAUUUUCUAUUCUAAUUAACUUUCGGCCAACACUGAUAAGAAGUAUUUGCAAUGACAAACUGUGGUACCUAAAGUCAUCAUUGAUUUGAAAUUUCCAUGAAAAUGUGGCGUUUAUAAUGACAAUUCCACUUUCCCUUACUCUGUUUGUUAGACGGACUACAACACUAACAAAUUAGGUAGCUACCGAUAUUUUUACAGCUGAUAGUACUCGGCUCCUGAAAUAUAUUUAAGUAUGAAACAUUAUAGGUUUUAUGAUGUUUUAUUGGUGAAAAUUUGAAAACAAAUUUACUACCGAAAUACACCAUGUUAAUGAGAUUACAUAAUGAGUUCAUGAGACCUCAUUGAACAGAUUCUAGAACUUCUUUUACCUAACACUUAACUGGCCACUUCACGUUGAUAAAUGAUAUCAUAUGAGUCAUAUGACACAUUGACACAUUUAAGACAAACAAUUGUGGCGUUUUCAACCAAACGGGUACUUGUUGUUGAUAGGGAGCGUGCACGAACUGUAGGAGGCAGCACAGGAGCCGUCAGAUUUUUGGCGCGAGGCGUAAAUGUGAUGUUUUUUGUUCCGAUGUAGCCCACAAGAUGGCAGAACCUACUAUGCACAAGAAAGCACGUGACGUGUAAAUGUGCAUGUUUAUGGUUCCGAUUCAGACCACAAGAUGGCAGACACUCCAACGCGCACGGUCCCUAUAGGGAGCGUGCAUGAACUAUAGGAGGCAGCACAUGAGCCGUCAGAUUUUUGGCGCGAGGCGUAAAUGUGAUGUUUUUUGUUCCGAUGUAGCCCACAAGAUGGCAGAACCUACUAUGCACAAGAAAACACGUGACUUGUAAAUGUACAUGUUUAUGGUUCCGAUUCAAGCCACAAGAUGGCAGACCCUCCAACGCGCACGGUCCCUAUACUAAUCGACACCGACUAUGUAAGUACCUUUACUUGAAAAUGUCACAAUCGUUGACAUGACAGAAAGUGUUAAACAUCUUGUCAGUUAAAUGCACAUUUGAUUAUAAUUUAUUUAUUUAAUUCGGUAAAUAAACCCAAAAAAAUAAAAUAAGAAGUUUUCUUUAUUUCUAUUUUAAUUUAAUUUGUUUUAGAGUAAAAAACCAUUUCUUGAAACAACGGUAACUAAUUUGUUAGCCCUUUAUAUAUUUUUCUUAUUGCUCUAAUAAAAUUGUAUGGAGAACUAAUGAACUACUUAAAUGCCACCCACCACAUAUUGAACUGGCAAUAUCAAACUAUCACUGCUAAAUCUCUCGCAUAUAUCUUGACACGAAUAAAAAAAGGCAUAGCACUAUUUUGUGAGCCUUUUUUAUGAUUUUAUUUUCUCAGAUACAUCUACGUUGUAACUAUACGGAAUAUCUUUAUGUAACAAAUUUAAAAGGAAAACUAUCACGAGUAUGUUAUUGAUUGUUCUCGAGUGCCAGACUAUCAAGGUUUGUGUCAAGGUACUUACAGAAAAUCCUCAACGAUCGAUAGCGUUUAUAGCGGUCAAGCGAUGCUUAUUAUAACUUCUCUUUGGAGUAUGUUUGUAGUAGCGGCUUUACUUCUUGGCCAACUUUUACGUAUAGUAAAAGUUAGUUGAACAAAACGUAUACAUAUAUUUUGGAGCAUUUCAUGAGCUGUCCGGUACUAACCCAUUUUACUUCGUGUAGGUAAUUUUUUUAAAUGUUUCAAUUCAAUGAUUAUUUUACUGAGCAUUUUGUACAUAUGUUAUGUCAGAAUAAAAAACUCCUACACUUGCAAACCUGCAGAAAAUAUGCCUUUAUACGGGGCAGCGGUCGACAAUUUCGUGGAAUGUAUAUGACCUAUUUUUGGGCCUAUUCCCUGUAGUCUUACCGGUGGAACCAAUUGGAAUUUACUUCCUAGAAUAACAUUUUGUUAUUUUUUUGUCUAUGAUAGUUGAGAAUUAAUUGCUAAUAAAAGUAAUAUAAAAUAAAUAUGUUCAUAACUG
Cydia pomonella (codling moth) is the source of this 12008-nucleotide messenger RNA. RefSeq lists its product as uncharacterized. Gene Ontology annotation, biological process: transmembrane transport. Lineage: Eukaryota; Metazoa; Arthropoda; Insecta; Lepidoptera; Tortricidae. The transcript is spliced from 39 exons. Bases 295 to 9894 code for a protein of 3199 amino acids. The record is from RefSeq and is a predicted model, not a curated record. Gene Ontology annotation, cellular component: membrane. Gene Ontology annotation, molecular function: ATP hydrolysis activity; ABC-type transporter activity; ATP binding.